Molecule: messenger RNA, 564 nt
Organism: Rangifer tarandus platyrhynchus (Svalbard reindeer)
Lineage: Eukaryota; Metazoa; Chordata; Mammalia; Artiodactyla; Cervidae
Source: the annotation of a GenBank genome assembly
AUGUGCAGUCGUGGAGGGCUCCCAGAAUCCUCUGCUCCUGGCCAGGCAGCCCUGAGUUCCGACACCAAAAACAUCUGUGAGUCCAGUGGACAAGGGCAUCUGGAGGUCAUGGCAAGUGAAGACCUGACUACAGGUUCAGUUUCUAAGAUAGCCAAUGGGGUUCUAAGACAGCGGAACUCAAUCAGCAGCGGGCCGCACGGUUCAAGGCUGCAAUUCAUCCGCCGCGCCUCUGAAAAAUGGGAGGUGACAGUUCAUUUUGCCAGUGACAGUCUGUCGGUCUCGCUCGCUGCUUCUCCUGUCGAUUGCCUGGCUGAGGUGAAGUGCAGCUCCAAGACACCCUCGUUUGGUAUUCCACUCAGCCGAGCAGGAUGGUCCCAGGACCCGAGGUGUGCAAAUCUGACUCUACCUCCGCGGCUCGUCUUUUCCCCUUCUUCAUGCAGGCCCGAAAUGCCGAAGCUUGAUUACGGGUCCCAGGAGCCAUCUUCCCACUUCCUGGGCCUCACCUUUCCUUCCAGCUUGCACUUCCGGCGGACGGGGUUUCCUUCUCCCUCCGGGACGUUGUAG